Messenger RNA from Erigeron canadensis, 3241 nucleotides. Its product is annotated as probable E3 ubiquitin ligase SUD1. Gene Ontology annotation, cellular component: endoplasmic reticulum membrane. Bases 1 to 2925 code for a protein of 974 amino acids. The record is from RefSeq and is a predicted model, not a curated record. NCBI's taxonomy places the organism in Eukaryota, Viridiplantae, Streptophyta, Magnoliopsida, Asterales, Asteraceae. Gene Ontology annotation, molecular function: zinc ion binding. The transcript is spliced from 9 exons.
AUGUUUCAAUUAUUCCUUUCACUUAUCAAUAAUUCAUCAAAUAAAACAUAUACUAAUAGAAAUACUAACAAUAAUGCAGAUAAUGAAGACGGAGAUAUCUGCCGUAUAUGCCGCAAUCCAGGUGACGCCGAUAAUCCGUUGCGGUAUCCGUGUGCUUGUAGAGGAAGUAUAAAGUUUGUUCAUGAGGACUGUCUUCUUCAAUGGCUCAAUCUCCGCAACGCUCGUCACUGCGAGGUUUGCAAACACCCCUUUUCGUUUUGUCGUGUGUAUGCUGAUAAUGCCCCAGCAAGGCUUCCUUUUUGGGAAAUUGUUAUUGGAAUGGCAAUGAAAUUCCAUCAGAUGGUGCAGCUCUUCAUGCGUCUUAGUUCUGAGCUUUCUAUGUGGUUUUUGAUCUUACCAUUUAUUACUUUCUGGACAUGGAGUUUCUCAUUUGCAAGGAGCUUUGGUGAAGCCCAAACACUGUUCUUGAGUCACAUCUCAACUACAUCCAUUAUUACUGAUUGUGCUCGUGGGUUCCUUCUUUCUAUAAGCAUCGAAUUUAUCACCAUUGCUGUGAAGUGUUUAAGGUUACUAGAGCAUAGAGGACUGGAAAGGGAAAGGGAGAAUGAAGAUGAUGGAAAUGGUGCUCAUGAUGGAAGGAUACAACCUGCUCAAGUAAAUCAAAACCUUAUUGGUGAAGGGAAUGGUGGAGAUGUUGGGGCACAGGGUAUUGGCAGGGUAGCUCAGAUUGUCAGAAGGAAUGCAGAGGAUGCUCCUUUUGAGUUGUUAGCUGGCAUGCAAGGGCAUAUCUUCCAUUUGGUAGAAAUUGCUUAUAAGGUUCUUGCACGCGACAUUAUGUUUCUUGGCUUUGUAGCUUUUGUGCCUUUCCACCUAGGACGAUUUAUCCUCUACAAUCUACCGUGGAUUUUAUCAUCUGCCACCAGCUCAAUGGUGCCACUUGUUGCACUGCAUACUCAGCAAGCACUUUCCUUGGCCAAUAUUAUAUCAAGGAAUGCAUCGACUGCACUCACAAAUAUGACUUCUGAGAAAAGUCUUGAAGAAGUGACAAAUGUUAUUGCUACUAGACACGAUGGGUCACCAAACAAUGUUACAAGGCAUGUUUUAGUUGACUUUCUUAAAGGGGGAAUUGGUGGGGAAACCAGACUCUCGGAUGCUACAACUCUUGCAGUUGGAUACAUGUUCAUUUUCGCAGUAGUUAUUAUCUGCCUUGGGGUAGUUGCACUAGUUAGGUACUGCAGGGCGGAGCCUCUGGUCAUUGGAAGGUUCUGUGGCAUUGUUUCAGUUGUAGGGUCACUUUUCAGACUGUUAUUACUUGCAAUGAUAAUGCUUAUGAUAAAGUUUGUUUUCUUCACUCUAAUGCUUGGAUGGUGGAUAGAUGUGUGUACAUUAAGGAUGUUUGGCAAGUCAAUUGCUCAAAGAGUUGAAUUCUUUUCGGUAUCUCCAUUGGCAAGCUCAUUGAUUCACUGGGUUGUAGGAAUUGCCUACUUAUUACAACUAGUCAUAUUUGCCAUGUUUCUUCGAAGGGUUCUGCGUCAUGGAGUUCUUUAUUUCUUGCGAGAUCCAGAUGAUCGUAAUAUGAAUCCACUCACGAAUGUUAAUCUUACGGAUAGAUAUGCUCUUAACAUUCUUUUGUCAAAUGCUUUUCACGUGAGCAUAAUCGUACUAUUGGUAUUUUUGCCAGUUAAACUUGCUAUGUGGAUAGCUCCUUCAAUCUUCCCUCUGGAUAUAUCAGUAUCCGUCUCAUUCACUGAGAUUCCUAAUUACAUACUUUUCUUUCAAAUUCUCAUUCCAUUUGCUGUUGAGCAUUUUAAGAUGCAUGCAACAAUCAAGUCACUUCUGCUCCAUUGGUUUACUGCGGUCGGUUGGGCUCUUGGUUUAACAGAUUACUUAUUGGGCAGACAUGAGGACAGUGGGCAAGUAAUUGAGAAUGAUCUAGGAGGGCGGGAUAGGAUACAUGAUCAACUAGGGGGCGAAGAUCGAGCUGUAUUUGGAGAUGUUCCCUCCGAAUACUUGAACCAAGAAGGAGCCAAUGCUAACUCUGCAGAAGAAGCUGAUGGUGGUGGACACUCUGAUUUAGAGAGAUAUGCGUUUGUUCGAGGUAUAGUGCUUCUUUUAAUGAUGGCUUGGAUGACAUUGCUGAUCGUCAUUUCUGCUUCAAUUGUGGUGCCCUUAUCCAUUGGACGAGUGUUGUUGAAUGCUUCUGUUCGCUUCCUCCCCAUCAGUCAUGGCACAAACUGCAGGGACAUGUAUGCAUUUGCUAUUGGAAGUUAUGUCAUCUGGGCCGCCCUUGCUGGAAUAAGGUACUGUGUAGAUCUGAUUAGAACAAGGAGAGCUACAGUGCUGCAAAAUAAAAUCUGGAAAUGGUGUGCCAUAGUUGUGAAGUGCUCCGUAUUGUUGUUAAUUUGGUAUUUUUUUAUCCCGGUGUUGAUUGGACUGGUGUUUAAACUUUUGGUAUCUCUACCAAUGUUGGUAUCUGUGGAAGAAAGCCUAGUGUUCGUGCUGUAUUAUGAUUGGGCGAUUGGACUUGGUGUUCUCAAGCUCUGGAUUUGGCUGGUCAUGCUCGGUUAUACGAUACCUCUUAUCAAUAGAAGCUGGCAAGCAACGUUCAGAUUUGUAAUGGUAGUUGGCCUUUCAAGGCUGCCAGCUCGUAUGGUGCUACGAGAGAUCAUGGCCCCCAUCAUGAUGAAGCUUCUUACGGCUCUUUGUGUCCCUUAUGUAUUAACCCGUGGAGUAUUUCCUCUAUUUGGGUACAGUUUAGCAGCUAACUCUGCUGUUUAUAGGUUUGCAUGGCUGGGAUGCCUUGGUCUGAGUUUAUUGUGCUUUUGUGCCAAGAGGUCACAUUUCUUGUUCACCAAUCUCCACAACUCAAUAAGAGAUGACCGCUAUUUGAUUGGCCGGGGACUUCAUAACUUUGGGGAAGCUUAAAAUGAUGAGCAUCACAAGGUCGAGACUUUAAAUGUGUUGCAAGCAAGAGGUAUAUGUUGACAACUUGACAUAAGUUUUAGGUAUAGACACCAAACUCUACUGGAGUUUCAGAAUAUGUGAAUAUGAUUUUGUGCAGGUUGGUAGGAUAGUAGAAAGAUGCAAAACCUGAUGAUGUUUUGUUGCAUCUUAUUAUAUACUACAAAACAGAAAAACAUGACAUGAUCUGAUGAUCGGCUCUUAUAAACAAUGCAGUGGGUUAGAAGUUAGAACCAGGACUCAUGUUUUUCAUAAAUGUACUGGUAAUUGAUUGACUUGA